UCGUAGGGAACAUGUCGAAUCUCUUGUGGAAAAUCGCAUUCUGCCUCAUCACCUGGACGUGGGGCACCACCCACAACUUCCUCUACAGAAGCGAUAAGGCCCAAGCCACUGGCUUGACCAACAAAAAAUUAAUCUACUUGAUCGACGCCGGCCUUGCUAUCAACUCCGCCUACCCCUUGGUGCUGCGCCCACAGAGGAACGUGAAACUGAUCCUCUCCUUUGACUUCAGCUCGGGGGAUCCCUUCGAGACCAUCAGGAGAGCGUCCGAGUAUUGCCAGGCAAAUGGGAUCCCAUUUCCCCCGGUAGAUGACAAAAAGUUUGACAAGAAAGACCGAGACAAGCCCUCCAGUUGCUACGUCUUCAAGGGCAAGACAGGUCCCACCGUCAUGCACUUCCCGCUCUUCAACACAGAAAACUGCCCUGGAGCAAACGAGAUAAAGCAGUGCAGAGACAAGUUUGGCACCACAAAUAUGUCUUACUCAGAGAAAGAUAUGGAAGAACUCCUCACCAAAGCGAAGAAGAAUGUAUCCAACAACGUGGAUAAGAUUAUGGAGGAAAUCAAGCAAAUUGUGUCCUCACUCACCCCCAAAUAA
Messenger RNA from Pelodiscus sinensis (Chinese soft-shelled turtle), 593 nucleotides. The record is from RefSeq and is a predicted model, not a curated record. Lineage: Eukaryota; Metazoa; Chordata; Testudines; Trionychidae.